This is a messenger RNA of Malaya genurostris, 3707 nucleotides long. RefSeq names its product tyrosine-protein phosphatase non-receptor type 61F (gene Ptp61F). Gene Ontology annotation, biological process: protein dephosphorylation. Lineage: Eukaryota; Metazoa; Arthropoda; Insecta; Diptera; Culicidae. Gene Ontology annotation, molecular function: protein tyrosine phosphatase activity. The transcript has 7 exons. The coding region runs from base 541 to 2322 and encodes 593 amino acids. The record is from RefSeq and is a predicted model, not a curated record.
AUCAUCAAAAGCCAAUCGCCGUCGUCGUCGAACAGUCGCGUAGUUGCGGAUCAGAAGUAGACUUUUUUCGUUUUAAAUCAGCCAUCAUCGCGCGGUCCAUUGUAAUCGGCGAAUGGAAUAAAGGUCCAUUGAGCAGGAAAAAGUCUUAAUAGAACGUGGAUUAUAUUUGCGAUUUGGUUUACUCGCCGCUGUUGAAUUAUGUGAAAUUGGUGGCUUCAGCGAAAAGUGUGCAUUUUUUUUUUCUGGAGAAAUAAUCGAGCAGACGAAGAAAAAAGAAGAGUAAGAAGAUUUUCGGUGCAAACUGGGAGUGAUCGAAUUGAUGCACCAAAAAUAUAGCAUUCCAAGUUGCAGAGUGUGAGCUGUGUUUUUUGGUUUUCAAUUAAAUUCCUUUUCAUGUAUGAAAGUUCUCGCUGAAUUCAGAAGCUGGGAAAGUGUUUUAAACCUUUCUUCUGCGGAGCCACGGGAGAAGUCGAGCAGCGACAAAAAAAAUAGUUUUUGGAAUUCAGUGGUAGGCGUUGAUUUCCUGGAAAUCGAGUUAGAAUGAGUUCGAAUAAUACAACCAGCAGUAGCACCACAAACAGUAGCAACAGCAACAACGGGACGAACAGUAUCGUGGCAGAAUAUAACGAAAUCGAAUCCCGCAAUGGCUGGUGUUCGGUUUAUCAGGAUAUCCGCGAAAAAAGCGAACAGGAAGCACGCCAGAAGGAUUUCUGCACCAACGAAUCAAAAAAGAUGGACAACCGACGGCUGAACCGAUAUCGCGAUGUGUCCCCCUACGACCAUUCCCGGAUAGUGCUGAAACGUGGCGAGACUGAUUACAUCAAUGCAAAUUUGGUCAAGCUGGAACGGGCCGAUCGGACGUACAUCCUCUGCCAGGGUCCACUGCCGCUGACUGUCGGUCACUUUUGGCUGAUGGUUUGGGAGUACAAUUCACGGGCCAUUCUGAUGUUGAACAAACUGAUCGAGAAGAAACAGAUCAAAUGCCAUCUCUACUGGCCGGAGAAAAUCGGCGAGGAUCACAAACUGGAACUGCCGGAAGUACAGCUGGCAAUCGAAUACUUGAAGUGUAUCGAGUACAAAAAUUUCUGCAAGCGAACGUUUCGGUUAACAGAUUUAGAAUCGAACAAAUCGCGUGAAGUAGUGCAGUUCCAUUACACAACGUGGCCAGACUUUGGCAUUCCGAGUUCACCAGUUGCAUUUCUACAGUUUUUAAAAGAUGUUCGUGAUUCCGGAGCGCUGGAUAAAGACGUGGGACCACCUAUCAUCCACUGCAGUGCGGGAAUCGGCCGGUCCGGUACCUUCUGCUUGGUAGAUUGCUGCCUUGUUUUGAUUGACAAAGAAGGCGAGGAUAAAGUAUCGGUUCAGAAUGUACUCCUGGAACUGCGACAGUAUCGAAUGGGACUCAUUCAAACUGUGGAUCAAUUAUACUUUUCAUAUCAAGCCAUUAUUGAGGGUAUGAAACGAAUGAAUAACUCAUCAUUCGAAGAUUUCGAAGAACUAUCCGUUGUGGUGCAACCCACCUCGGAUCAGGAUACAGAAAAUGACGACACCCCACCGCCCUUACCACCACCUCGAUCGCACUCGCUGACAAUCACCCAGAAGCCGCUGCCACUGAUUCCGAACAGCGAAAGUGUCCACGAAGAGUUUCUCAGUUGCCAGGAGCGUGAUAUGGUCAAUAAUCUGAUGAACCUGGAGAAGAGCAAGCAAUACGAGAUUAGUAAAGACCGGCCGUUGCCGCCGUUACCGAAGGAUAGUCCGCUUGACAAGGUACAUGAAGCGCUCGGUUCGGACGAUAGUGGCGCUUCCGGUAGCAGCAGUGAAGUGGACGAAUUGAUCGAGGAAAACGACAGCGAUGAGGAUGAUGACGACGAGGACGAUAACAGUGAUAACAUCGAAAGUUCGGUGUUGGAUGAAACGACGAUAACCAGCUCGUCGACGAUGACAACGACGACAACGAGCGCGACGGCUACGGCUGUGAACAGCAACACAUCGACGUUGGAAUCGAAUCGAGGUGGCGAGAAAUCGUUCGAUGCCGAUGGCACACUGCCACCCGUACCGAACGGAGUUGACGGAAAUAGUGCGGGCGAGGAGGGAGCUUCCAGCCCGGAAAGGGAACUGUCACCCAACGUCGAGUUGCGCCGCCGGAAACGGCUCGAACGUCAAACCGCGAUGGAGGAGAAAAUCCGCGAGAUCAAACGCAAACAGAAGGAAGUGGAAAGCAAGGCGGCGUCGCCGAAAAAACGCAGGUCAUUAAUCUUUACCAUCGCCGCCGGUGUCUGUAUCGGUGUGCUCUGUGUGUAUCUGUACACGAGAAAUAUGUAAUCAGCAGCAUCGUGUUUAAUUGCGAAUUUCUUUAUGCUUACAUUGCCACUGGCGCGUCUCAUGCUCUCCUGCCACACGCGGGGGGUGGUCAUCGCAAAGUGGUUGUUUUUAUUUUCCAAUUAAUUUCCGUUCUCCUAGUAAGAACAAACAAGCGAGAUAGAUCGUGUGAUGCAAAAUAAAACAAAACUAAGAGAAAAAAAAGCCAGCCAGACUGCAAGUCACAGAUCGGUCAUCCUUUCUGCGACGUUUGCAUGCAACAGAUUGUAGGUCAAGUAGCUACUGGAAGUAUGUAAACCGUUUAUUUUAUCAAGUGAAAAGAAAAACAUUAUCCAAGUUAAAUGAUUAAUCGUGUAGACAAAGUGAUCAAUGUUGAAUUAUGAAACACAAGUAAAACAUUCGUUUUAGUAGUGCGCAGGCUCGUAAGCAAUCGAUGUAAAGUACAGCGGUUUAUUCCGAUAUUCAAGAUGCAAUUCAUUCCAAGCGUGUGACUUGGAUGGAACCAAUAUUUCGGUAAACUAUUAGUAAGAUGGUUGGUAGACUAGUGCGGAUAUUACUUAUAACCUGACCGUCGUCGACACCAUUCACUUACAAUCGUUAGAAAUCGGAUAAACACACAGUUUAUUUUUUUGUUCUAAAAAUUCUUUUGAAACACUUUUAUUCAUGCACUGAUUUGUUUGUGCUUUUUUUUCAUGAAAAUUUUUAGUUUUCGGGGCUAAUUGCUAAAAAUGAAGUGCGCAGAUCAUAGUUAUGGUGAAAAAUUCUUUGAAAUGAUGUGUGAUAAAUUAUUUAGGAAAUUACUCUAAUGAUGCUUUGUUUUGUAAACUGUUACGAACAUUUUGGCUAUGUAAAUUUCUGGGGUAUCCCCGCAAAAUCGGAAAUGUUUUGCCUAACGGAUCCUCCCACUACUAAAUAGGAACCGUAAGAAGAAUGAUUCAAGCGACAGGACAGGGAAGAGAGCUCUGCAAACUGUGUAUUACACAAAGACGGUCCAGGCCAGAGAAAGCAAUCAUGUGAAUGAGAGAUAAACAGUUGUAUAUCGAGAUACGAGAAUAUCGUCCAUGUUUUAGAGAUAGAGAUUUACAUUUUUUCUACCGAUGGAAUAUUUGCCUAUUUUUAAAAAGAAUAAAAAUCAAAUGUCGAGCAUUGAGAAGAAAUACUAAUAUUUUACUAUUAUUAUUUUUUCCUGUUGAAAAAAAAAAAACGGACGUAUCUGAUCGUGUAAAAUUGUUUUGUGAUGAAAAACACGAGUAUCAAGUGAACAGCCAGAUUAGUAACAAAUAAGGAGAAAACAAUGCUAAACUAUAUUAUGGAGCAACAAAUUGUAUAGAUGACUGUUUUAGAGAAAUUAAUGAAUGAAAGAUAAACAUGAAAUUGGAAAAACGAAA